Molecule: messenger RNA, 1818 nt
Organism: Piliocolobus tephrosceles (Ugandan red Colobus)
Lineage: Eukaryota; Metazoa; Chordata; Mammalia; Primates; Cercopithecidae
Gene: KCNA5
Product: potassium voltage-gated channel subfamily A member 5
Exons: 1
Coding region: 1-1818 (605 amino acids)
Biological process (GO): action potential; protein homooligomerization; potassium ion transmembrane transport
Cellular component (GO): membrane; intercalated disc; voltage-gated potassium channel complex
Molecular function (GO): delayed rectifier potassium channel activity; protein binding
Source: RefSeq, a predicted model, not a curated record
AUGGAGAUCGCCCUGGUGCCCCUGGAGAACGGCGGUGCCAUGACCGUCAGAGGAGGCCAUGAGGCCCGGGCAGGCUGCGGCCAGGCCACAGGGGGAGAGCUCCAGUGUCCCCCGACGGCUGGGCUCAGCGAUGGGCCCGAGAAGCCGGCGCCAAAGGGGCGCGGCGCGCAGAGAGACGCGGACCCAGGAGUGCGGCCCUUGCCUCCGCUGCCCAGGGAGCUGCCACAGCCUCGACGGCCGCCUCCCGAGGACGAGGAGGAAGAAGGCGACCCCGGCCUUGGCACGGUGGAGGACCAGGCUCUGGGCACGGCGUCCCUGCACCACCAGCGCGUCCACAUCAACAUCUCCGGGCUGCGCUUCGAGACGCAGCUGGGCACCCUGGCGCAGUUCCCCAACACCCUCCUGGGCGACCCCGCCAAGCGCCUGCGCUACUUCGACCCCCUGAGGAACGAGUACUUCUUCGACCGCAACCGGCCCAGCUUCGACGGUAUCCUCUACUACUAUCAGUCCGGGGGCCGCCUGCGGAGGCCGGUCAACGUCUCCCUGGACGUGUUCGCGGACGAGAUCCGCUUCUACCAGCUGGGGGACGAGGCCAUGGAGCGCUUCCGCGAGGAUGAGGGCUUCAUUAAAGAAGAGGAGAAGCCCCUGCCCCGCAACGAAUUCCAGCGCCAGGUAUGGCUGAUCUUCGAGUAUCCGGAGAGCUCUGGGUCCGCGCGGGCCAUCGCCAUCGUCUCGGUCUUGGUCAUCCUCAUCUCCAUCAUCACCUUCUGCUUGGAGACCCUGCCUGAGUUCAGGGAUGAACGCGAGCUGCUCCGCCACCCCCCAGCGCCCCACCAGCCUCCUGCGCCCGCCCCUGGGGCCAACGGCAGCGGGGUCCUGGCCCCGCCCUCUGGCCCUACGGUGGCACCGCUCCUGCCCAGGACCCUGGCCGACCCCUUCUUCAUCGUGGAGACCACGUGCGUCAUCUGGUUCACCUUCGAGCUGCUCGUGCGCUUCUUCGCCUGCCCCAGCAAGGCAGGAUUCUCCCGGAACAUCAUGAACAUCAUCGAUGUGGUGGCCAUCUUCCCUUACUUCAUCACCCUGGGCACCGAGCUGGCAGAGCAGCAGCCAGGGGGCGGAGGAGGCAGCCAGAAUGGGCAGCAGGCCAUGUCCCUGGCCAUCCUCAGAGUCAUCCGCCUGGUCCGGGUGUUCCGCAUCUUCAAGCUCUCCCGCCACUCCAAGGGGCUGCAGAUCCUGGGCAAGACCUUGCAGGCCUCUAUGAGGGAGCUGGGGCUGCUCAUCUUCUUCCUCUUCAUCGGGGUCAUCCUCUUCUCCAGUGCCGUCUACUUCGCAGAGGCUGACAACCAGGGCACCCAUUUCUCUAGCAUCCCUGAUGCCUUCUGGUGGGCAGUGGUCACCAUGACCACUGUGGGCUACGGGGACAUGAGGCCCAUCACUGUGGGGGGUAAGAUCGUGGGCUCGCUGUGUGCCAUCGCCGGGGUCCUCACCAUUGCCCUGCCUGUGCCCGUCAUCGUCUCCAACUUCAACUACUUCUACCACCGGGAGACGGACCACGAGGAGCCGGCAGUCCUUAAGGAAGAGCAGGGCCCUCAGAGCCAGGGGCCGGGGCUGGACAGAGGAGUCCAGCGGAAGGUCCAGGAGUCCGGCGGGAGCAGGGGGUCCUUCUGCAAGGCUGGGGGGACCCUGGAGAAUGCAGACAGUGCCCGAAGGAGCAGCUGCCCCCUAGAGAAGUGUAACGUCAAGGCCAAGAGCAACGUGGACUUGAGGAGGUCCCUUUAUGCCCUCUGCCUGGACACCAGCCGGGAAACAGAUUUGUAA